AUGCGCAACAAUGAUGAUGAUGACCCCGAUGAUGGCAAUUCCCGCCGGGGAACGCGCCGGCACUUAUACUCUGGUAAGCAAUCGCGCCUCUCCAUGAGUGCGAGCCUUGGCACGGAUCUGGUAUCAGGAUCGGUAGAUGCCUCACUAGUAGAAGUUGAUAUCCGAUCACGAGAUCCCGAUCGCUCAUUGGAGAGUGAUAUCGUCAUUGGACCUUUUGCAGUUCUUGAUUUUUCUGGCUCUGCACCAUCACGACAACAAUCAUCGGCAUCCCAAGAAGAAGCAUCCAGUCCACAGAAGCCCGAAGCUACUGCCCAAUCAGAUGGUAUUCUUCAGCAGGUGGAGAUACCAGGGGCGCACUCUGAUGACGUUCUUCAACAUGGGGAUAUACAAGCCGAGAUACCAGAUCCCAGUCCGGUUUCUAUCAUUGAUUCGCUCGCGAAUAUGGACGACUUCCUCCACUGGUCGGAUAUAUUGAGCUUCAGCCCUGAUCAAUCCGGCUUUGCGACACAUCCAACCCUGAGCGCCUCAUUUGACUUUUCAUUUGACCCGAACAGCGAUGCUAUCUCGAUUCCUGCGGCAUUGAACACCUUGGAAGAUCCCUUGCGGAUGUUGACACCGCAGCAGACCCCGAUGGAGCUGAGAACAUCAAAUGAAGAUGUUCUUAAAGACGGACAAUUCCUGCUAAAACAUUUCCAGGACGUUAUCAUCCCACGAAUUAUGGCAAUUCCGUUUGGACAAAAAUCACCGUGGAAGAUUCUCAAUCUACCAGCUGCAGUAGUAGCUUUUGGUGACUCAACAUAUCUUGGCACGGAGGGCGUCAGUCAUGCCCGUCUUGCAAACCUUUAUGCGCUUUUCGCUUGUGCCGCUAUUGAUCUGGCACUGCAGCCAUCUGCGGAAAUGAUUCAUUCCCCCGAGCAUUGGUACCAAAUUGCCGACCAGACUUAUCAGCAAGCCAAGGAUCAUAUCCAAAUAUCUUUGCAGCAUGAAACGGCAGGACCGAAAAAGGCUAAAUAUAAGGAUCAAUUGAUGGCUGCUAAUAUUCUCACGCAAUAUGCGAUUUUAUCUGGGCAGCAGCAGCACGCAAGAUGUUUCUUGAUUGAUGCGGAGCGACUUCUUCGUCUCCGUGGUCUAUCAAAAAAACGAAUCUCAAAGAAAGCCCGCCUUCUACACCACGUGUACACCUGGUUGCGGAUCGUUGGCGAAAGCACAUUUGUCCUUCACGAUUACGAACUCUCCUUCUCAUGUCUCGAUAUCCUUGGAUCUUCAUCACGCUCCCACCCCUCUUCAUCAACAGUCAGCAACGCAACCGCCGUUGUAUCAAGCGAGCCAAAUCCUCAUCUUGACGAUUUCCUCCGUCUCGAAAAUCAAAAUUCAGACAGCGACUUGAACAUUCACGAGCCCAAAGACCGGGUAUCCGGCUAUCAUGACAUUCAUCUUCACGACUCCCGCAGUUUCCCCGAAACCUUAUACAAACAAAUCUAUGGAAUUCCCGAAACAUGGCUAAGCUUGGUGUCACAAACAACGAGGCUAGCAAAUGUUGUAGCAACUUGGCAGACUGCUCGUAAUGCAGCCAAACACCUGCGUCUUGAGGCAUGGGAAGCUCUCCAGCGGCGUGCGAUGCGGCUUGAGAACCUGAUUUGUUCAUUCUCCCUAGGUCGCGCGAGAGGCGGAUCAGCAGAUCUCCAAGCAACCUGCAAACCACAUGCACAUAUGCUUGAGGCACUCAAUGGAGCUUUGGUAAUCUUCUUCUACCGCAGAGUUCGCGAUACCCACCCAGCUGCUCUUCAGGGCUAUGUGGACAGUGUCAUCGCGGCACUGGAGCAAUGUAGCGUGUCCCUGUCAGAAGCGGGUACAUCGGGUCCCGGAACUGCUUGGCCUGCUUUCAUUGCAGGAUGCGAAGCUCUCACCUCUGCGAGGCGAGAAGCAAUUAUUAGAUGGCUUGAUGAUGCAAGCUCUAUGUGUGGUUUCACCUCGUAUGCCAUGGCUCGAGAUAUCAUGACCAAGCUGUGGCGCAAGCAAGACGAGCAUUUGACGGCGAAUCGAAGUGAGCCGAUGCCGAUGUGGAUUGAUAUCUGUAAACAGGAGCAGAUCUGGCCUCUGUUUUGUUGA
Penicillium daleae is the source of this 2109-nucleotide messenger RNA. RefSeq lists its product as uncharacterized. The record is from RefSeq and is a predicted model, not a curated record. NCBI's taxonomy places the organism in Eukaryota, Fungi, Ascomycota, Eurotiomycetes, Eurotiales, Aspergillaceae. The coding region runs from base 1 to 2109 and encodes 702 amino acids. The transcript has 3 exons. Gene Ontology annotation, cellular component: nucleus. Gene Ontology annotation, molecular function: DNA-binding transcription factor activity; transcription cis-regulatory region binding. Gene Ontology annotation, biological process: positive regulation of transcription by RNA polymerase II.